AUGGACAGGGGUGAAGUGGUUGUUUUACAGCAAGGUUUUGUUGCUGGAGAUUACAAUACUCCUGGAGAGACGCCAUCCCCUAGAGCCAUACUGACAGGACAUGAAGCAGCUAUUUCUGCUCUUGCAGUAUCUGCGGAACAUGGACUUGUUCUCAGUGGAUGUGAAGAUGGCACGAUCUUGAUGCAUACUACUGCUGGAGAACUUCUACGAAGAUGGAAUGGUAAGCAGCGAGUGUCACAGUUGCUAAUGAGCCGAGAAUGCGUUGUAAUGGCAAUCUAUGGGCAUCAUCGCUUCAUCACUCUUACAACAACCGCAAAUCAACUGGAUGAGGCCGCGACUGAUGAAAAGUGA
Molecule: messenger RNA, 351 nt
Organism: Strongylus vulgaris
Lineage: Eukaryota; Metazoa; Nematoda; Chromadorea; Rhabditida; Strongylidae
Source: the annotation of a GenBank genome assembly